AUGGGCUACGACGAUCGACGCGGCCCCUCCCGCGGCGGCGGCGGCGGCGGCGGCCGCCACAACCCGUACGGCCGCGACGAUCGCGGCCGCGACGACUACGAAGAAGAAGUCAUCGAGAUCUCCACCAAUCGCCUCUACGUCCACAACCUCUCCUGGCGCGUGUCCUGGCAAGACCUCAAGGACCACUUCCGCCAAGCCGGCGAGGUGAUCCACGCGAAGAUCAUGACCGAAGGCCCCGGAGGAAGGAGCAAGGGCUGCGGCAUCGUGGAGAUGGGCACAGUCGACGAGGCGGCAAACGCCAUCGAGAUGCUCAACGACACGGACCUCAACGGCCGGAACAUUCUCAUCCGCGAGGACCGCGAGGAUAACGGCGGAAGAGGCGGCGGCGGCGGCGGCGGCGGAUUCCGCAGCGACCGCGGCUUCGCCGGCCGCGGCGGCGGCCCGGGCGACGGGGACAGGUGCAACAAGUGCGGCGGGAUCGGUCACUGGGCGCGGGACUGCCCGUCGCGGAUCGACGUCGGUCGCGGCGGCGGCGGCGGGCGGUUCAGGUCCGAUCACGACGACCGCGGCCGGGACCACCGCGGCGAGCGCCGCGAGCGCCCGCCGCGCCGCGAGCCCGGCGCCGACGACACGUGCAACCGGUGCGGGAAGACCGGGCACUGGGCGAGGGAUUGCCCGGAGCCGAGAAACGACGGCAAGACGGGCGCGCGCGGCCCGGGCGCCGACGACAAGUGCAACAUCUGCGGCGAGCUCGGUCACUGGGCCAGGGACUGCCCUAACAAGGACAAGUUCCCCAAGCGCGGCGGCGGCGGCGGCGGCGGCGAUGGCGGCGAUGAAGGCGCUGGCGACGCCGCGGCGCUCGAUAACGAUCUCGAGGAGUACAAGGCGGCCGCGCCCGCCGGGGACGCGGAUGGCGACGUCGCGAUGGAGUGA
Messenger RNA from Micromonas pusilla CCMP1545, 933 nucleotides. RefSeq names its product RNA binding protein. The record is from RefSeq and is a predicted model, not a curated record. The coding region runs from base 1 to 933 and encodes 310 amino acids. Lineage: Eukaryota; Viridiplantae; Chlorophyta; Mamiellophyceae; Mamiellales; Mamiellaceae. The transcript has a single exon. Gene Ontology annotation, cellular component: ribonucleoprotein complex; cytoplasm; nucleus. Gene Ontology annotation, molecular function: mRNA binding; zinc ion binding.